AUGGUGGCAGCAGUGGCUUUACUGCCAUCCCCCUACGGCAAAGUUCUUGAACGCAGGUGGAUAGAUUUUGAUGGCAAGAAGUCAGUUUCAUAUUUUAUACCCUUCCAUGAUAAAAUAGCACCACCUCCAUUACUAGCUGAUGAUGAUAUCCCACCUCCACCACUUCCUAGAAAACCUUUACCAGGGAGACGAACACCAUCCGUUCCAUCAGGUCCUCCAGCGGUACCAACAUCUAGUAGACCUUCUCAACGAAAACAACAACCUCAAAAGACAUUACUAGCUGAUGAUGAUAUCCCACCUCCUACAGUUCCUAGAAAACCUUUACAAGGGAGACCAACUACAUCCGUUCCAUCAGGUCCUCCAGCGGUACCAACAUCUAGCAGACCUUCUCAACCAAAACCACAACCUCAAAAGCCAUUACCAGCUGAUGAUGAUAUCCCACCUCCUACAGUUCCCAGAAAACCUUUACAAGGGAGACCAACACCAUCCGUUCCAUCAGGUCCUCCAGCAAAACCAACAUCUAGCAGACCUUCUCAACCAAAACCACAACCUCAAAAGUUCCUUCACACCUAUGACAAAUUGGCAGGUCAGAGAGGACUUUUACUAGUGAUUAAUUUCAAAUUUGCUGGUCAAAAUGAACGUACAGCAUCAGAGGACGAUGUUCGGAAAUUACAUACAUUUUUCUCUGAGCUCGACUAUGACAUUGUUUGUCAGUCUGAUAUGACUACAAAUGAAUUGAAAAGAAGCUUAGAAAAAAUUAGAUACGAGUACUUGACAAGGCAAUCACACAAGUAUCACUGUUUCAUUUGUGUUAUUAUGAGUCAUGGCAGCGAGCUUGGAAUAGCCACCCAGGAUGGUACUAUUAAAGUAGAUGAUUUAGUCCGACCGUUUAAAAAUGAUAAUGCAUUCAGUUUCAUUGGAAAACCAAAGAUUUUCAUUAUCCAGUCAUGCCGUGGAGGUCGAUCCCAAGUCAAAGAACAGUAUAUAGAACCAAACAUAAUUAACGAAGCAGAUAGCACAGUUUGUGCAAGAUUGCCGACAGACGCUGACAUAAUUAAGAUAUUUGCAACUACCCCAGGAUAUUAUAGCUACAGAAAAGUCGAUUCAACUUCAUGGAGAGGAGCUUGGUUUAUACAAGCUUUCAUAGCUGUUGCAAGAGAGCUUCCAAAAAGCCAUAUUCAGGAGAUAUUAACGGCUGUUACGCAUGAAUUAGCGAUAAAUCCUGAAUAUGAAAUAGAUGGCGAAAAGUGUCAACUUCCAAUGUUCGAAGCUGCUCUAUCAAAAUUAUUUUAUCUUAAAUAAAUCUGCAAACAUUGCUGGAACAUAAGAAUAUCUGAAAAUUUGACACUUAGAUAUCAAAUAGUUUGUGAAAAACUUAUAUCGUUUACAUCCCAUCAGUAUUUUCAUAUUAAUCCCUAGGAGACAUAAAAUUUACAAAGAUUUCAAUAAUAAUAUGCGUAUCAUUAUUACUAAAUUUUACAUACACCAAACCAGGGACUUCAUAUCUGAAAAAAACAAUAUAUGCUCUUAAUUUUAGAAUUCAUUCAUUUCUGUUUGUAUUAUUCAAAAUUAAAAGUCCAUAUGCGUUCUACAAGGAUCAACAGUCCUUCACAUUUAAUCUGCUACCUUAAUUAUUUAAACAUAUUGUAAAAAGUUUUUAAUUUACAUGUAUAUAUAUAUGCGUAAGACUAUUUUGUUUUACAUAUUUAUAUUGAAUUACUUCUUUACGAUACGUUAUUUUUACCCAGCCCAAUUUUGUGCUGUUACAUCUUAAAAAUUCUAUCCAAAUUUGUUUUGCGUAGAUUUCCGCGCAGUGCAGUGUGGUAGUUUUUUUUUGUUUUUCUCCAUGUCGUAUGGCUUUGGACAGAGCUGUUUCUUUGAAUUUGCUCUGUUUUGCUGUGCAUGUACUGAUUUUACGUCAUGGAUGUAUACCCUGUAGUCUUUGUAUUCCUAUCAUAUUAACGGAGUGUGUCUAUCGUGAUGUUUAAAGUAAAAAAAAACAGCAUUUGCCAGUGUUUGAUGUGUAUGCUCUUCUGUAUUUUUAAAUAUUAUUGUGUAUUUAUUCUUUGACUUUUCUUUGUCUGUCAACUCAUUCUUUCAAUUUUAUUUUUUCAAAUUUUGAUUAGACACAAAUCACCUAUUCUUUGUAAUAAUUCCCAUGAACUUUACAUGUUAAACUUCAGUAAAUUGAUGGGGUGUGGGAUAUUAGCAAAACUAUGAUAAAUAUUCAAAGGAAAGUUCUUGAAGAAGAAAAAAUUGCAUCAGCAAAUAUACAAAUUUUACAUUGUUUGUGAUAAUAUUUAAAGUCGUUAUGAAUAUAAUAUGUGUUUUCAGCCGUGUAUAAACUUCACUUGUGAUUUAAUGGAUAGAGCUGUCCUAGAGUUGUCACUUGUUUAGUUAGAUGUACUUAAUCAUCAAAAGAACUAUUUCCUUCACUGAAUCUCAAAAUCCUUUUAGAAAGAUAUAUUGGGAUUAUGUGCAAUCAAUUCUAUCUUCAUUGCUAAUAGAUAUAAAAUUUUCUUAUUUGCGUAUUUUCUUACAACGCAGGAUUUGUCUAAAAAAGGUAAUUUUUCUUGAUAUAACUUAAACGUUGUUUAUAAUAAUAUUAUUUCAUUAUUAAACUGUCCAGACAAAAGCAUGUGAAGUAUACUUGAAGAGAUAUGUUUAAAUUAAUAUUAAGAUUGUGACAUUUUAUUUGUCGUGCAGCAUACCUUUUGCAAGUUUUGAACAUUCGAACUAGUGAGCCUGUCUUCAGACUAAGAUUCUCUUUCAGCCGCCUUGUUCACGUUGUUACCUAUGAUUUGCUUCCCGACUUAGAUUUACACAUUUGUGUGACAUUCAUCUCCGAUGCUUAAAACUGUUCCAGGCUAGAAUGGUUCGUUUCAUCCUGCUGCCUUUCCUGUGUACGCAUUCAACUUUUAUCUUCAAAUCUAAUUCUUCUGCCUGCGAAUCCAUUUGUUUUAAAAAAUGUUGUAUUUGAAAACGUCACGCUAAACCAUCGCAUUUCAGCGAAAGAACCAUCACACUUCAGCGUAAACCAUCGAACUUCAGCGUCCACAUCACACUUCAGCGUCCCCAUCGCACUUUCGAGUCCUUCUCUAGUUUAGUGUGUUUUUUUAAAUGAAAUGUUUUCUAAGUUGAUCGACAUAUUGUUAGAAUGAGAAAAUAUUGUACGUCGGUAAUGUUGUU
Molecule: messenger RNA, 3189 nt
Organism: Mytilus trossulus (common blue mussel)
Lineage: Eukaryota; Metazoa; Mollusca; Bivalvia; Mytilida; Mytilidae
Product: caspase-3-like
Exons: 10
Coding region: 1-1302 (433 amino acids)
Biological process (GO): proteolysis
Molecular function (GO): cysteine-type endopeptidase activity
Source: RefSeq, a predicted model, not a curated record